This is a messenger RNA of Alternaria novae-zelandiae, 414 nucleotides long. RefSeq lists its product as uncharacterized. The record is from RefSeq and is a predicted model, not a curated record. The transcript has 3 exons. Bases 1 to 414 code for a protein of 137 amino acids. NCBI's taxonomy places the organism in Eukaryota, Fungi, Ascomycota, Dothideomycetes, Pleosporales, Pleosporaceae.
AUGCAUCUAUUCCUUCCGUUCCUCGCCGGUUUUGUCGGUGUCGCCACUGCAGACUUCUUGAUCUACACGUUCGAAGACAGCAACUUUACGGGUGAACUUUACUUGGGGUGGAAGUUCUUCGAUGGCCCCCCGGACUGCAACGCUAUCUGUGACACAUCCAACCUCGGUGGAACGGACGACGCAAGUGACGGUGGCGUUCGUUGUGAGGGUAAUGGUAAUUGUCUCCGUAAGAGCUCAGAGGACAAAGGGUUCGACAUGGAGGCCGCGGAUGGCAGUGGCUCUCAGGGCGUGUGUACGCCUGAUACCUCGGACGAUUACGAUUGCGCCAGCUGUGGUAGCCGUUCAGUAGGCCGUCGCGUCUUCACUUGCAAGAGCGAUUUCACGGCGAAGGACUUCGGCUUGGAGACCAAAUGA